CCCUAGGAAGUGAAACUCAAACGGUAGGACGCAGAGACUAAAUUCAAAGCAGGACGACAGAAGCGUCCCUUUACUAACGCAACACCCACAACUCGGGUGCCGAUUAUUUUCACCUUUUAUUUAAGCACGCCACAUGUUCGAUAAAAUGUGUCAACAAUAAAAGAGUCCCCUCUUAGAAUUACUCAAAAUCUUCAGAAGCAAUCAUGAUGCCCUACAAUCUUUCUGACGGCUUCAAGGAAAUUCUGAAGAUUCAAAAGUUCCGAAGAAAAGCAGUUUUAGCUAUUCUUUUCAUCCUCAUAUAGAGUUAGUGGCUAGCCUUGCAUAUCCCCUCUAAAUUUGUAAAGAUUUUGGUUAAAGUCUUUGAAAUAUGUUUUCAUUGCUUUGUCUGAUAGUUUUGAUGUUUGGGUACGAGUGCUUGUUAUGCUUGCAUCCUUCUUGUGAAAGGAAGAGAGACCCAACUGCACGAGUUACCAAAGCAAUUGAGAGGCAUAAAAUGCUUGUUUAGUAUUAAUGUGGUUUCUUAUGAGAUUAACAAAAGAUGAGCGUGAGAUCAACUUAGCAAAUGGAGAGGCAGACCCAGAAUUUGUUGAGUGGAAAUGGGAGUUGUUGAGCAGAGCUGGGUUUUCAAGCGUUGAUCAAUUCUAUGCUUCUUAUCCUGCUGGAACUGAGCUUUUAACUGACACCACUAAGUUAUAUAAAGCGGCAUUAGGAAAUUGCUUUGAGUCGGAAGAGUGGGGUCCGGUUGAGUUCUGUAUUAUGGCCAGACACUUCAAGCGUCAAGGGAAAUCGCCAUAGGCCUAUCAUGCGCAAUACAUGCCCAUCUCAUUUCUCAUGGUCAACUUGAUGGAAGUGGCUAGAACAUAGAAGGGGGAAAAUUCGAGAAAAAGAAAAUUCACUGGUAGAUGAGUGGAAACGUAUUAGUAUCGUACAUGUGAAAUGGACUCGUGGUGAUACUUGUAUCAAUGUGAAGAACAGAAACUAUACUGUUUGGGACACCAACUGAUUUUGUCCCAACUGAUUUUCUGUUUUAACAUAAGAACUUGUUCUUACACCUUACUUGAGUGCCAUUGCAGUUAAUAUUGGCUCCUUGGUCUAUGGUUUGGUCUUUGUUUAGGCUUUAGAGGCCAUAAUUUGCACUAUUGGGCCAUUAAUUUCUAUUUCAGAAACCUAUUUUCUCACCUUGUCUGCCAUUUGCUGCAGCUAUAAACGAUUAUUAAGAAAGAAUAUAAAGGUUUUCUUGCCUCAUUCAAGAAGCUGGAAACAUGUUAAAUGAUUCACACUGACAACUUUGAGAGAGAAUCAUGUUCGCUAGCUACUUCUUCACCGUGUAGUUAGAGAAAGUGGUUAGAUCAAGGUUGGAGAGAGUAAUUAUCAGUGUUAGAUGGCAGUAUCUUGUAAGAGACCGGAGGCACUUGUGCCAUCGAUGCCCAGUAUUCAGAUAUAUGAAUGACAUCACUUACUAGCUCAAA
Messenger RNA from Durio zibethinus, 1469 nucleotides. NCBI's taxonomy places the organism in Eukaryota, Viridiplantae, Streptophyta, Magnoliopsida, Malvales, Malvaceae. The record is from RefSeq and is a predicted model, not a curated record.